Messenger RNA from Lates calcarifer (barramundi perch), 2035 nucleotides. RefSeq names its product CD74 molecule, major histocompatibility complex, class II invariant chain a (gene cd74a). The coding region runs from base 124 to 972 and encodes 282 amino acids. Gene Ontology annotation, biological process: protein trimerization; immune response; intracellular protein transport. The transcript has 9 exons. The record is from RefSeq and is a predicted model, not a curated record. Gene Ontology annotation, molecular function: macrophage migration inhibitory factor binding; MHC class II protein binding. Gene Ontology annotation, cellular component: membrane. NCBI's taxonomy places the organism in Eukaryota, Metazoa, Chordata, Actinopteri, Centropomidae.
CCAUCCCUUCACCUUUCUGAGGAACCUGUCUGGUACUCCUUCCUCAUUUUCAAGACAGUUUAUCCCAGGGAGCUGCUGGACUUUUCUUCAGUUUGUUGAUUUCGAAGAAGCUGAGAGAUACAGAUGGCUCACAACCCAGAGGAUGCUCCCCUGGCCAGAGGGAGUCUGGCAGGCAGUGAGGAGGACCUUGUUGUCCCUGCAGGACCCAGAGGGGGCUCCAACAGCCGCGCUUUAAAGGUGGCAGCCCUGACAACCCUUGCAUGCCUGCUUCUGUCCAGCCAGGUCUUCACUGCCUACAUGGUGUUCAGCCAGAAGCAGCAGAUCCACACCCUCCAGAAGAACUCAGAGAGACUGGGCAAACAGAUGACCCGCUCAUCCCAGGCUGUGGCUCCAGUGAGGAUGCAGAUGCCCAUGAGCAGCCUGCCUCUAAUGAUGGACUUCACCACUGAUGAGGACACCAAGACAAGCAAGACACCCUUGACAAAACUGCAGGACACUGCUAUUGUCAGCGUGGAGAAACAGCUCAAGGAUCUCCUGCAGGAUGCCCAACUGCCGCAGUUCAACGAGACCUUCCAGGCCAACCUGCAGAGCCUGAAGCAGCAGAUCAAUGAGAGCGAGUGGAAGAGCUUUGAGUCCUGGAUGCGUUACUGGCUGAUCUUCCAGAUGGCCCAGCAGAAGCCCGUACCCCCCACAUCUCAGCCAGCCACUAAGAUCAUGACCAAAUGCCAGUUGGAGGCAGCACCUGGAGCCGGCAAAAUUGGCUCCUACAAGCCCCAGUGUGACGAGCAGGGCCGCUACCUGCCCAUGCAGUGCUGGUACCCCACCGGCUUCUGCUGGUGCGUGGACCAGACCGGCAAAGUCAUCGAGGGCACCAGCAUGCGCGGCCGUCCUGACUGUCAGCGUGGAGUUCCUCGUCGCAUGAUGUUCGCACCCAGGCUGAUGCAGAAGACGCUCGCUGUUGAUGAUGAGUGAAUCAAAAGACGCAACUUCCGGAGUCUGAAGCAAGGUGUUUCUUUUCAGCAAGUAAUCUUAGCAAAUAAGAGAAAUCGGUUAUUUUAAGCUGGAUUUGGCCCUACGUACAUUAAUGGUUUUAAUGCCUGAUCAGUUUUUCUUCCCUGCAAUCUCCUGAUUUUACCUAUUUUGCUGGCUGCUUGAAAUCAAACCAAUAGAGGCCUGUUACAGUGUAUUGCUUUUAAUGUAAUUCUUAUCUUUUAUAAGAAACUUAUUUUGGGGUGUUCUCAUUGACAUUAAACCACAAUUUGUGUAAUCUACAUUAAUGUAUUUGAAUAUGUUUCUGCAGAAUGUUUAAAGGGUCUGUUCACUCAAAUUACAAAAAAAAACAUGUUCUCCAUCACCUCUACUAGCAUCUAGACAUGGAGGUAGUUCUGCUUCUGCUUUUUAGCAGGCUUUAACAUAUAAUCUCUGAGAUGUCUACCUCCAGCCCCAACACAACGGAGGUGAAUGGAAGUUUGUUUAUGGCAGGUACAGCACUGAAAAAUGAUUUUAAAGAAUGUAAGCAGCAAUGUCUCUCUCAAGAAACCAUGUCCUCUGUUUCUCUGGUAAUCCACAGACCACACAGGGGACAGUUUUCAUUGGCACCACUUCCAAUAAAAGUAGUUCCAAUAAAAACUGUUCACAGUGCGUUCUGUGGAUUAUUCAGGGUCACGAGGACACUAUUUCUUGAAAGUGACGAUGCUGUUUCAUUUUUAUGGUGUUUUUCAAUGCUGUUAGCACCACAAACAAAAACCAAGCUAAAUAAAACCAAAACUGUCUGCGUGGCUAGAUACCAUGAGAGUUGAGUGAAUUUAGUUUUUUGUGUAAUUUGGGUGAACUGACCUUUUAAGGGAUGUGCAAAUGUGAGAAAGUGACUUUUCUUUGAGGGUAUUUGUGUUAAGAAGGCUAAAUAAAGUUUUCAUAACAACACUGUUUGCAUUGUUAUACACAUAUGUUCAACUUCAGUCAUGUUGUCCUUUAGAUCAAAUGAUUGUUAGACUAACAAGGCCUGAAUAAAAUUUAACCUGAUUAGAUGCAGUGA